GCAGUCGCGGUGCGGGUGUAAAUACCUAGUAAAGGCGUCGAGUCAUCGCCGUCAUUUGACUCCCUUUCCCCUUUCUGCAUGUUUUCUCAACUUCCCCCCUCCCUAUCUCACUUACCUACCUCCUACCUACACCUAAGUACGUCCUACGGAUUCGCGAGUUCGGGAGCUAUUUAGGUACGAUCUCGCUGGCCGACAACACGCCUUAACCAUGCGUACGCGCUUAUACUGUUUCCGCACGUAAUCGUGCUCUCUCUCGAAAGAUCCCACGGGCCGCACCUCGGAGGUUGACAUCGUGCCAACAUGGGUGUCAACGGCCUAUGGACCGUCGUCCAACCCUGCGCGCGGCCCACGAACCUGGCCACUUUGAAUCGCAAGCGUCUCGCCGUCGAUGCAUCCAUCUGGAUCUACCAAUUCCUCAAGGCCGUUCGCGACAAGGAGGGAAAUGCCCUGCGGAAUUCUCACGUCGUCGGCUUCUUCCGCCGCAUCUGCAAGUUGCUGUGGUUCGGCGUCCGACCUGUCUUUGUCUUCGACGGAGGCGCCCCCGCCCUGAAACGCCAGACGAUCACGAAUCGAAAGCGUAGACGAGAAGGCAGGAGAGAAGAUGCCGCCCGCACCGCUGGUAAGCUGCUGGCCGUGCAGCUGCAGCGCAGGGUCGAAGAGGAAGGUAAGAAGCACCGUCGGAGAGUAGAGCGAGAGCAAGGAGGAAGCCCCGAGGUCGACGAGCCCGCCGAAGAGCCGCUCGAUCUCGAAAACCUCGUCUAUGUGGACGAGCUGGGCAUGAGCGAGAAGGAGCGCCAGAGGAACAGGAAGUUCUUCAAGCAGGACGCCUAUCACUUACCGGAUCUGGACGGCGGCAUCGAAGGCAUGGGUCGGCCCGAAGAUCCUCGCAUCAUGAGUAUCGAAGAGCUGGAAGAGUACGCGAGACAUUUUCAUCGCGGUGAAGACAUAAAUUUAUACGACUUCAGCAAGAUCGAUUUCGAGGGCGAGUUUUUCAAAAGUCUCCCGCCUGCCGAUAGAUACAAUAUUCUGAAUGCGGCCCGCAUACGGAGUCGAUUGAGGAUGGGCCUGAGUAAAGAGCAGCUAGACGGCAUGUUUCCCGACAGGAUGGCUUUCUCUCGGUUCCAGAUCGAAAGGGUGAGGGAGAGGAAUAAAUUGACCCAGAGACUCAUGCACGAAGUGGGAAUGACGGGCACGGAUCUAACUCUCGGGGCAAAUGGCGGCCGCAUUGCCGGCGAGAAGGACCGCGAAUAUAUUUUGGUGAAGAACGAGGGUGCGGAAGGCGGAUGGGCGCUCGGCGUCUUCAGCAAGGAGAGGGACAGAGGUGAGAUACACAAACCCAUUGAUGUGGACGCUUUAGACUUCCAGUACCAGACGAAAGAGGAGGAUGACGGAUGGGAAGACGACGAUGGUUUCGAGGACGUUCCUAUCGAAGGCUUAAAUAGGCUACCAAAAAUGCAGCCGGGGGGAAAGUCUCAACUCUCUGACGCCGUGUCAUGGAGCGGUCAGGGCGACGAACUUGCCGCUCUCCACGAAGACGAAGACUCGUUAUUUGUUGGAGGUAAUGCCGAUGGUAUCGACGACGUCUUCCAGUUUCGAGGCCAGGAUGAAAAUCUUCUUGCCGAUGAAGAGGAAGAGCUAAAUCGAGCGAUCGCCAUGUCCCUUGAGAAUCAAUUUGGUGUGGUUCCGUCGGGGCUAGGUGAUCAAGAGGCAGAGGAAGAGGGAGAAAACUUUGAAGACGUCCUUCCUCCCGAAUGGACCCAGAAAGCCGCCGAGCAAGCAAAACCGAUCACUUCUACUAGUGGGAGCAUGAUUGCCCACAUUGUGAACAAUAGAGCCAAUGCAGCUGUCCCGAAAGCUGCCCCGAGGCGACGAGACAGCAACGCAAGUAGCGACAGCGACUUUGAUCUACGAGCUGUCCUUUCAAAGAAAAAGCAGAACCAGGCCGCCCAGAAACGAGUCACGCCCGUGGUUCCUAACGUGAAGAAUCCGUUCGAUGGGCCAUUGCCCUUUCAAAAGUUAGACUGGUCAUCCAGCAUAUUCGCAAAUAAGGAAAAGCGUCCCCCUACGAAAAUUCCUGAGGAGGAGUUCGAGGAAGCGCGAGGGUCUGACGAUGAGCUCGCCGGCGGAUUUGUGCGAGAUGAGGAUGACGAGACCGAAGCCCCUCCCGAAGCCCCUCCCGAAGCCCCUCGUGAAGAGCCCCGUCCGCUGCCUCCGUGGCUAGUGCCAGAUGGCUCAGAUAUUCGCGAGUCCAUAAAAGCGCAGAGGGUAAUAGAAAGCCAAAUAAAUGAAGAUGACCGGGAGGCUGCUCUAGAGGAGGAAAGGAGAAGAUACGAAGACGAGAUCAUCGAGAUCGAGUCUUCUACCGACGAUGAAAGCGACGUCGAAAUUCUAGAGGCUCCUCCGGCGCAAACCUCGAAAGGAUAUAUCGACGCGGAAGAACCUCGAGAUUCUCCACGAGCAUUCCCUACUACCACCCUGAAGAAGAUCAGUUCACCAGUUAUCCGUGACAACAGUCGGACUGAGGCCACGCGCAGUUCAAGCAUAACACAGGAGCAGACGGCUGCUGACACGCAAAUCAUGGGAGACACCACACGCAAUUCAAAAUCCCCGUCCGGGCCGGCCUCACCGGACCCGAAUUUCGAAGAAGUCGAGGUUCUCCAACCCCCAGAAACUACCACCAGUGAACGUGUUUUGAACCAGGCGGACGCAUCCCCGGAGCCGACGUCUGAAAAUGUCGUCGAGGCCCCGCCAGAGGCCACCCAGCAAUCUAGUGCAUCGGAGACAGCAGCCAACGCCGAUAAUGAUGAUAUUUUUGGUGACGGCGAUUUUGACGAGGAUCUUAGCGAUCCCGAAGAGGAAGAACUGCUUGCCCAAAUGGCGGAGGAAGCUGAAGAGCACGCACGCUUUGCCAGUCAGCUGAACCACAAAUCCGAGAAGGAAAACCAGGAGGCCUAUGAGCGGGAGCUGAAAGCAUUGCGAUUGCAACAAAAGAAAGAUCGGAGAGAUGCAGAUGAGGUUACCCAGAUCAUGAUCACCGAAUGCCAAGCUCUAUUGCGCUACUUCGGCAUCCCCUACAUAACCGCGCCCAUGGAGGCUGAAGCCCAGUGUGCCGAGUUGGUGAGGCUUGGUCUCGUCGACGGUAUAGUGACAGACGACUCGGACACGUUCUUAUUUGGCGGUACGCGAGUGUACAAGAACAUGUUCAACAGCAACAAGUUCGUCGAAUGCUAUCUCGGCUCCGAUCUCGAGAAAGAACUCUCGCUUUCUCGAGAGCAGCUCGUCUCGCUAGCCCAACUCCUCGGAUCCGACUACACGGACGGCCUGCCAGGAGUUGGCCCCGUUACAGCAGUCGAAAUCCUAUCCGAGUUCCCUGGCAAGGAUGGGCUCGCAAAUUUUCGAGAGUGGUGGCAAGAUGUCCAGAUCCACGGCCGGCCUAAAGAGGCAGAUCAAGCCUCGGUCUUCCGAAGGAAAUUCCGCAAGUCACAAGGCACCAAACUAUUUCUGUCCCCUAGCUUUCCGAACCCGGCCGUAUACGACGCCUAUCUCCAUCCAGAGGUGGACAAGAGUCCGGAGCAGUUCCAGUGGGGUGUGCCCGACGUAGCCGGCCUCAGGCAAUUCCUGAUGAACACGAUCGGGUGGAGUGAGGAGCGCACGGACGAAGUUCUCGUUCCCGUGGUAAGGGACAUGAACCGUCGCGAGGUCGAAGGUACACAGAGCAACAUUACGCGAUUCUUCGAGGGUGGGGUCGGCGUCGGCGCGAAGGAGGCAUUUGCGCCUAGGCAGAGGGCUCAAGGGAGCAAGCGCAUGAAAGAGGCGGUCAACAAGCUUCGCGCAAAUGCGGCGAUCGGUAGCACGACCCUGGAAGAGGUGGCGCCGGCGGGCGGGAGCCUGGAGCCGGCGACCGGGCGACAGAAACGAAAAGCCAGGGAGACAGUCACAAUCGAUGACGACGAGGGAGACCACGACGACGAUAACGGCGAUGGAGAGUAUAUCAAUGAUGCCCCGGGUAGGAACAGGCGACAGAAUGGGAGCGGCGCUCGAAAAACGUUGAGCAAAGGCAAGGGCAAGGGCAAGGGCGGGAAAAGGGACAAGAGGGCCAAGACAUCCUCGUAGGGUCCAUACUUGACAUAAUGAUAAAUCACUUGAAGAUUGUGGUUCUUGGAAAGGGUCAAGAGGUCUUCUGUAGAGUGUCGUCAAUGCUGUGGUGCUGCCUACUUAGAAACAUCUGUCCCCGUCUUACCUUGCAGAGUAUUUGUGCAUAAUUAAGUUGUGGAUGGGAGAUAAUAUCAUCUAUCCACUGCGACACGAGCCAUCUUGGGCGUCUAGUCGGUGGCAAUAAUGAAUAUUCCCUUGAAGCUUUGCAGGCAUUUCUUUUUCUAUGUGGCACUGGACUUACUAGUUGAUAUGGUGUUUGUUAAGAAGGAAAGGGGGGAGGGAGCAUUGUCGUGUUCUUUGUGUAGAAGCGACCAAUUAAUUAUAUGCGGGAGAGUUUCCAUUCUGAAUCGCGGCAGGCUAGCAACU
Molecule: messenger RNA, 4521 nt
Organism: Durotheca rogersii
Lineage: Eukaryota; Fungi; Ascomycota; Sordariomycetes; Xylariales; Xylariaceae
Product: PIN domain-like protein
Exons: 1
Coding region: 301-4113 (1270 amino acids)
Biological process (GO): nucleotide-excision repair
Cellular component (GO): nucleus
Molecular function (GO): single-stranded DNA binding; DNA endonuclease activity
Source: RefSeq, a predicted model, not a curated record